GUCAUAUCCGAUAGAGGGCGAAACUUCAGUCGGCACUCGGCAGUGGCCAGGCGCCGAGGCUGCGCGGCGCGAAGUGCGAUAGCCACCCACUCCCCAGUCGGGAGCUCAGGGCGCGGCGGCGGUGUCCCACACACAGCCGGUGACGGGGCCUCAAGAUAUCAGCACCGGCGCCGCGGGUUGGUGCCCGUCGGUCGAUAGCGGCCCCUAUCGGGCCGGCGCCGGCGUAUCUCAGUUCUCGGCCGCUGCAGCAGUCUUCAGUGCUCCGUGGUCGCUCAGAGACAAGGGUGGGGCAGUGUUGGGCCGACAAUUGCGAGGUGUAGGCCGUGUCGCUGGAAGUGUUGCGGUGUGCGACGGUGUUGGCCGAAAUUCGCAGUGCCACAAGACAACCAUCAAAAUCGAAAACGGACUGGAGGAUCGUCGUUGAGCUGGAAUGAAGAUGAUGUGCUAGCUUGGAGGUCUCCAAUUUACAGAGAGGAAGGGGUGAGCUGAGAGCUCAACCGGUCACCGCCAUGCCUCUGUGGGGGAAAUCUCAGAAGAACCCCACAGAUGUGGUGCGGGCGAUCCGUGAUGGCCUCACUGCCCUCGAGAAGGGUGACAAGAAGACAGAGAAGGCUCUGGAGGAUGUCAGUAAAAACCUCGGUCACAUGAAGACGAUGCUGUUCGGCUCAGCCGACCAGGAGGCUCAGUCGGAGCACCAGCUGGCCAGCCUGGCGCAGGAGAUCUACAACGCCAACCUGCUCUACCUGCUCGUCAGAAACCUGGCCAAAAUCGACUUCGAGGGUAAGAAGGAUGCCACACAGAUCUUCAACAACAUCCUACGACGGCAGAUCGGCAGCAGGUCACCCACAGUGGAGCACAUCUGCACCAAAACGGAAAUACUCUUCUGCCUCAUGAAGGGGUACGAGCAUCAGGAGGUGGCCCUCCACUGCGGCUCCAUGAUGCGGGAGUGCGCCCGAUACGAACCGCUCGCCAAAAUCAUGCUCUACUCGGAGGAGUUUUACAACUUCUUCACCUACGUCGAGGUCUCGACGUUCGACAUCGCAUCGGAUGCCUUCUCAACGUUCAAGGAACUGCUCACGAAGCACAAGCUGAUGUGUGCCGAGUUCCUGGAGCAGAACUACGAGCGGGUGUUUGACCAGCACUACAAGCAGCUGCUGCACUCUGAGAACUACGUGACGCGCCGGCAGUCGCUGAAGCUGCUGGGCGAGCUGCUGCUCGACCGGCACAACUUCACCGUCAUGACCAAGUACAUAUCCAGCCCCGACAACCUGAAGCUGAUGAUGAACAUGCUCAGGGAGCGAUCCAGAAAUAUCCAGUUCGAGGCCUUCCAUGUGUUCAAGGUCUUCGUGGCGAAUCCGAACAAGCCCAAGCCGAUCCUGGAUAUCUUGUUACGGAACCAGGAGCGGCUGGUCGACUUCCUCACGCGUUUCCACACCGAUCGCAGUGAAGACGAACAGUUCAAUGACGAAAAGGCGUAUCUUAUAAAGCAGAUCAAAGAGCUAAAACCCAUGGCGGACCAGUAGUGAGUGAGCCAUACGAAUGGCAUGGGUGUGUCUGCGCAGGAGCGUGGUGGCCGUUCGGCAAGCUGGAGUUGUACAGGUGGCCUAUAGAUGGCAGCAGCGCUGCUAAGGUCACCGGACAGCGCACGUGAUUGGUGCUGACGUCGCUUCCACUGCCAUGUAACGUAGUGGGCGGACACAGGAAGAGAAAACUCUCCUAAACGUCCACCAUCUGCCAGCCGAGUCCCACGAUGGGUCGGCAUCAGACAGCAACUGAGCAGCAGCUAGGCAUCCGCCCGCCCCUUCCCUGUUAUAUCAUAUCGUGUAAAUGCCUGAGCGUCGAUUGUCCAAUGUCAGCCACGAUCGAGAUACUAGACGGCUGGCAGGCGGCCGUGUUUGUUUGACUAUUUGAGGCGGCUCCGGUGGCGCCGCCCGGCGGUGACCUUGACAACCAUCCGCCGGUUGCCAUGACGACGGCGGCGUGUCCAUAUCGUCGGCUGUGGGUACCGCCAGUCGGCGAUGAUAGUGCCAGUGGGGGGGGGGGGGGGGGGGAGGUGAUACCGCUCCGUGCGUAGCGCCCGGCUGAGUGUCUGAAACUCGCGAGUUGUGCGUAAUAUGAUAUAAAUGUGGGGUAUUAAACUGAGAUUAAUAUCGUGAGGAGCUACCUGUAACGUCAUGGUACCCGUCUUGUGUCAAAAGUGUGCUUGUUGCCCUGCCUAAGGUUAUUUGGCAGCAAAUCUGUAGUGGAGUCGAGAGGUGGUGCUGUCUGUUAACGGCGAUUGCAACUGUUCAGAAUAUUGCUGGUAAUCUACAUUUAACUUGCCUGUUUUGGUCAUGUUAUUUUAGGUCAAUCCCCCAAAAGGAGAGGCUUCAAUAGAAAUCGGCUACCGGGGCAGUCUUCAAAAUGUUGUGCGGUGCAUUUGGCAAAAUCGUUUUUCUUCCUCGUAUUAAACAUUUGAUCAAGUAAUACACCUUAAUUUACUUCUUCCCAA
Molecule: messenger RNA, 2491 nt
Organism: Amphibalanus amphitrite
Lineage: Eukaryota; Metazoa; Arthropoda; Thecostraca; Balanomorpha; Balanidae
Product: protein Mo25-like
Exons: 7
Coding region: 510-1523 (337 amino acids)
Biological process (GO): intracellular signal transduction
Molecular function (GO): protein serine/threonine kinase activator activity
Source: RefSeq, a predicted model, not a curated record